Acaulospora colombiana is the source of this 1583-nucleotide messenger RNA. The record is from the annotation of a GenBank genome assembly. Lineage: Eukaryota; Fungi; Glomeromycota; Glomeromycetes; Diversisporales; Acaulosporaceae.
UGGGUAGCAUGUUAUGGUCUGGUCCUAAUGGUCCCACUAUGACAUGUGUGGUUGCGCAAUCAACUUUUUCGCAAAGUCGUACCCUGCGAUCUCUGUCGAUUGACGGGCAUUCCUCUACUUGCCUGAAGUGGUUAGCAUGUUAUGGUCUGGACCUACAAAACUCCAAUAAUACUAUUACCUCAACGAUUUGGAAGGAGCAUCAAGAAGCAAUACUACGGGUUACAGUUGAAAAUAAGAUCAAUAAAAAUAUUAAUAAGCGUAAAAUCGAAGAUGUAGCGAGGAAUGCUACAAGUGCAAUAGCAAAAAUUUGUUACGCACCGAGUGGUUACGAGAUCACAAAAUGUCCCCGAAUAGAUUACAAAAACUUAGAUCAUAUUGUCUAUGAUGGUAACGAUGAGGAGAAUAUAGACCUUCUGGAGCAAUCGAUCAGCGAAACAUCAUCUAUGCAAUCGACCAGUGCUUACAAAAACUUAGAUCAUAAUGUCGAUGACGGUAACGAUGAGAAGAAUAUAGACCUUCUGAAGCAAUCGACCAGCGAAACAUUACCUAUGCAAUCAGCCAAUGAAACAUCAUCUAUCGAAGAUUACCUAAAAUUUUUCGAAGAAGCGUACUUGAAAUUAGAUCCUAAUCAUAUGUGGUUGUUGAAAAGUUUUCGUAAAGUGGAAGAAGUUAUUUAUCAAUUCGCCAGAAAUCUUCCCGAAGAGUCAUAUUUACACUCAUUCAUUAUCAAUGACAUCGAUGUGGCCACAAAAUCACUAUUUUCGGAUGAGGAGUGGAAUGAAAUCACCACCUCAGUGGCUAAGGAUAAACCAAAACUUAAGGAUUCUCUUGUAAACCUACUGAAAAAAUACAUAGUUGAUGAUGUUGAGAGACUACGUGAUGUUCUUUUCGAACCUUUUAUACCAGAUGGACGCAAAUAUGAUCGAAAAUAUCACUUUGAUCUUGAUUUUAUUAAUGGUGCUUAUCGGGGAAUUUUACGUUUGUGGGAAAUGGAAGAAAACCCUAUCAUUGACUCUUUAUUAGAAGGCUGGUAUGAAGUAAAUAUGUGGGGUCGAGUAAUUGACCCAGCUUUUGACAAUCUCAAUAUUGAUUUAGUGCGUGGUGAGGGUAUGAGUCAUGCAUCAAGUGAUAGAAAAAAUCUUACCAGAGUAAAAAAUGAUCGAAAGAAGCUCGGUCGAAAAGGCGAUGGAAUAUUCAGAUUACGCAAGGAUCGUUUAGAAUUUGGUGCUAUAGAAGCGGGUCAUAAAUGGGAAGGGAAGAGUGGAACAAAACAUAUGACAGAUUCGUUAAAAAUAUGUAAAAUGUUAAAAGAUAUGUUAAACCAGCUUUCUAUUAAGUGUGAUAUGAAAGAAGAUCUUGUGAGGAAAUUACAAGUAGUCGGAAUACUUAAUGGAGCAAACAGAAUUCAGGUCAUGACAGUUGAUCUUCCUAAGGGAUAUAUUACUCGUAUUCAACGCAGAAAGGUCUAUGAAAUUGCUGGUCGUCUAUCAAAAUCUAAACCGCUUGCUUUUGUUCUAAAAGAAAUACUACGUGCGAAAUCUAUCAUCAUGCAGACACUCGAUAUAAUAAACAAGAAAGAUGAU